This is a messenger RNA of Manduca sexta (tobacco hornworm), 493 nucleotides long. RefSeq lists its product as uncharacterized. Lineage: Eukaryota; Metazoa; Arthropoda; Insecta; Lepidoptera; Sphingidae. The transcript has a single exon. The record is from RefSeq and is a predicted model, not a curated record. Bases 33 to 452 code for a protein of 139 amino acids.
UACCUCAUUUGUACUUAGAAUUUCGUACCACAAUGUUUGCCAAAAUCAGUGUGACACUCGCUUUGCUCUACCUGGCGUCCUUCGCCGAAUCAAACGAUAUCAGACUAGGGCUCGUAACUCCUCAGUCAAGGAAGAUUUUCAGUGAGAUUAAGGAAGCAGACCCUGCUUUGUGGAAGAGAACUGAUGACGUGAUAGUCAACGCUCCAAACAAUGAAUUUAUUAGUGCUGUGUACGUAACAGACUUAAGGGAUGAUAAAGAUGGUGAGGCAUAUAUUGAAGCAGGAGGUAUUGGCACCAAGAGCGUCACUGUAGCCUUGAAGAGUCCAACUAUAUUGAGGGGAUAUAAGUUCUUGAUUGAAGUAUAUGGCAACGACCCUAACGCUAACUACUUCAGCAAAGGAAUCCAUUCUCAGCAUCACUACGACGACAGCCAAUACGCUAGAAAGUACUAAUAUGUGAUAUUCUUAUUUAUUAAAUAAAUUUUUGUAAUGUG